This is a messenger RNA of Gossypium raimondii (Peruvian cotton), 1530 nucleotides long. RefSeq names its product triose phosphate/phosphate translocator, chloroplastic. The transcript has 12 exons. Gene Ontology annotation, cellular component: membrane; Golgi apparatus. Lineage: Eukaryota; Viridiplantae; Streptophyta; Magnoliopsida; Malvales; Malvaceae. Gene Ontology annotation, biological process: transmembrane transport. Bases 52 to 1278 code for a protein of 408 amino acids. The record is from RefSeq and is a predicted model, not a curated record. Gene Ontology annotation, molecular function: antiporter activity.
CACUCUUAUCUAAGAGGAUAGCCAUUUGAUUCUCUCUUCCUCUCAGUAACAAUGGAGUCGCGGUUGUUGUCACGCGCUUCCACCAUUGCCGGCUUGCCUCAGAUCAGGCCGAAGCUUUCGCGAGACUGUCUCAGUGUUUCGUUUGCUUCGGCUAAGCCUAUCGGAGCCGUCGGAGAAGGCGGGAACGUGAUAUGGGGGAGACAGCUAAGGCCGUCGCUGUUGCUCGAGAGCUCGCUGGCCAAUAAACGGGAGAUUUUGAAGCCGGUUCUAGCUUCCGCGUCGUCGGCGGCCGGGGGAGGAAGCGAUUCCGCCGGGGACGCUGAGAUCGCUCCGGUUGGAUUCUUCCAGAAGUAUCCCGCUCUUGUUACUGGCUUCUUCUUCUUCAUGUGGUACUUCUUAAAUGUAAUCUUUAACAUUCUCAACAAGAAGAUCUACAAUUACUUCCCUUAUCCCUAUUUUGUGUCAGUUAUUCACUUGUUCGUUGGGGUGGUAUAUUGUUUGAUCAGCUGGGCCGUUGGCCUCCCUAAGCGAGCUCCUAUUGAUUCAAACCUACUGAAGUUGUUGAUCCCUGUUGCCGUAUGCCAUGCAUUGGGCCAUGUAACUAGCAAUGUCUCCUUUGCAGCUGUUGCUGUGUCUUUCACCCACACAAUCAAAGCUCUUGAGCCUUUCUUCAAUGCUGCUGCUUCCCAAUUCAUACUUGGACAAUCCAUUCCAUUAACUCUAUGGCUGUCUCUUGCUCCUGUUGUUAUUGGUGUAUCGAUGGCAUCACUGACUGAGCUGUCGUUCAAUUGGACGGGUUUCAUUAGUGCAAUGAUUUCUAACAUUUCAUUCACUUACAGGAGUAUCUAUUCCAAGAAAGCUAUGACCGAUAUGGACAGUACAAAUGUCUACGCUUAUAUUUCCAUCAUUGCGCUCCUCGUCUGUAUUCCUCCGGCCAUCAUUUUUGAGGGCCCUCAAUUAAUGAAGCAUGGUUUCACUGAUGCUAUUGCUAAAGUUGGUAUGACUAAAUUCAUCUCGGAUCUCUUUUGGGUGGGUAUGUUUUACCAUCUCUACAAUCAGUUGGCUACCAACACACUAGAGCGGGUGGCACCACUCACUCAUGCAGUUGGCAAUGUGCUGAAACGUGUGUUUGUCAUUGGCUUCUCAAUCCUGGCCUUUGGAAACAAGAUUUCAACACAGACAGGUAUUGGAACAGCCAUAGCUAUUGCUGGAGUGGCAAUGUACUCUUUCAUCAAGGCCAGGAUGGAAGAAGAGAAACGACAAAUGAAAGCAGCAUGAGAAGAAAAGAGGCAAGGAAAUGGAGGAAGCAAAGGAAAGGGGGUGUAAAGUUAGGUCUUUCCUCAUGAAGAUUUUUAAAAAAAAUUUAAAGAAAAAGAUGACAUUGAAUAUCCUGCUGCUGUUUUUGUUCAAUUAUAAUAAUUAUUAUUUCCAUCAAUUUUCUUUUAAUUAGUAUCCCAAAACCAUGGCUAAUUUUCAAGCAGUCAGUAGUGACUGAAAAUAAUGUAUGAUCACACCUACUUUCCUCUCUCA